Messenger RNA from Oncorhynchus tshawytscha (Chinook salmon), 1263 nucleotides. Its product is annotated as putative selection and upkeep of intraepithelial T-cells protein 1 homolog. The coding region runs from base 116 to 1078 and encodes 320 amino acids. NCBI's taxonomy places the organism in Eukaryota, Metazoa, Chordata, Actinopteri, Salmoniformes, Salmonidae. The record is from RefSeq and is a predicted model, not a curated record. The transcript is spliced from 7 exons.
UCUCUCUCUCCUUUUUUCUCCAACAGUGUGUAUUCCAUUCCCAUCUCCAGGUCAGAUUCUUUCUUCAACUGCAGUUCCAACUCCCAUUCCAUCUCCAGCAGUCCCAGUGUUGUCCAUGUCUCUACCCAGGCUGCUGUGUAGUCUACUGGUGGGGUCUCCCUACCUGCUGGUGACCAUCAUACUGCUGGUGAAAGGCUGCAGGAGCAGGACUCAAGGUCAGGUUCAGGUUGUUGCUCCAAUGUCCAGGGUUCAUGCCGUAGCGGGUGGUGAUGUCAUCCUUCCUUGUUUCCUGAACCCCACUAUGAAUGCUGCGAACCACACAGUGGAGUGGCUCAGACCAGACUUGAAGCCAAAAGAGGCACAUUGUUACCGCGACCAUCGUGACUCUGAAGAGGACCAAAAUCCAUCCUACAAGAGAAGGACGUCUCUGUUUCAUGAAGAACUGAAGAACGGCAACGUCUCAUUGAAACUAACAGGAGUUACUCUCUCUGAUGCUGGAAGCUACACCUGCUUCAUUCCAACAGUGAGCAGGACUCAGAGACCUGUCGUUCAACUCCUGGUCGAUGACAAAAAAUAUUCAUCUCCCCCAAGACAACCAUCACAAUCAAGCCCUGGAUCUCAGCCAGUCCUCUCUAUUGAAGGAACUAAUGGUAGUGGGCUGGUCCUGAGGUGUGAGUCCGAAGGCUGGUACCCUGAACCUGAGCUGGAGUGGCUGGACAACAAUGGAACCAUCCUCCCUGCUGCUGGACCUACAGAGACCGAGACUGACACUGAGGGUUUCUUCACUGUGAGACGAAAUGUCACCAUACAGCAGACUGACAACAACUGGUUCACCUGUAGAGUUCAACAGCAGAACACCUUCAGAACGAAGCAGAUUCGCAUUCCUGAUGACAUCUUUCCCAAGCCGUGCCAGUUCUACUGGACAGUUGGGCUUUGUCUGGCAGUGGCUGCAGUGGCCGCGGCAAUGGGAUAUGUGGUCGGAAAUCGACUUGCGAAACGUCAAUGCGUGACAGGUGAUCUAGAUUUUCAAGAUCUAUCAGUGCCAUUGAACGGGAACCCCUCAAAAGAGCUCAAUUGAAUGAGAUGAGACUCGAGGCAGGAGAGACACUGAUGCCAGCAGCCCUCCUGUUUCCGUCCCACUUCGCCACCUUUUCCCGGUCGGACUUGAGAUUCGAACCGGUGACCCGUCGAAGCACAGAUCUGGGGGAGAAGGAAAACCAGGUUCUCUGCUCUGAUGAAACCAAGAUUGAACUCUUUGGCCUG